Messenger RNA from Papilio polytes (common Mormon), 3105 nucleotides. RefSeq names its product putative GPI-anchored protein PB15E9.01c (gene NimA). The coding region runs from base 170 to 2941 and encodes 923 amino acids. The transcript has 8 exons. The record is from RefSeq and is a predicted model, not a curated record. Gene Ontology annotation, molecular function: protein binding. NCBI's taxonomy places the organism in Eukaryota, Metazoa, Arthropoda, Insecta, Lepidoptera, Papilionidae.
UGUGGCAACCGCGUCGCGAGACGCGCGCUCCUGAACAUUUCUGUUACCUGGUACUUUUGUAGUGUGUGAAACGUGUUUUAGUGUUUGUGUGUUUAACUAAACAGUAAGCAUACGGGAGAAGAAACCAAGUGCAGAUAGUGACAAUGGACUGGCACCCUUAGUGAGCAGGAUGCGGUGUGUGCGAUGGCGCGGCGCCGGGGCGCAGCUUUGGGGCGCACUGCUUACCGUCGCCGUACUAGCGGAGGUGGCCAGCCUCAGCGGACCCAACGUGUGCAUGGUCAAGCAGAAAUACAAUAUAACGAAGCGAGUGAAGUACCGCGCGCCGAUGUCUGUGCGAACAUACGAGUGGUGCUUUUCCAUGCCACCGCGCUGCUCACGCUGGAGUACGGAGAUGAGAGACCUCACGCGGCUAGAGACAGAAGAACGCACAGCAGAAGUAGCCGUAUGCUGUCCAGGAUACAAAAUGAAAGACGUGUCCUGUGUACCAAUUUGUCCUUACGGGAAGACCGGUCAAGGAUGUUCAGAUGACUGUCCGGAGAACAAGUGGGGCCCAAACUGCGUGUACAACUGCACACAAUGUGCUGACCAUGGCGUGUGCUCGCCGCUUACUGGUGACUGCGAGUGCGAGGAUGGAUGGCAAGGUGAGAGCUGCGAAUUCCGCAUGUCAACUACACAAGCAACGACAACUGCGUUGGAAGAGUUACUAACAACAUCAAAAACUUCAACUGUUACUAAUCCUCUACCAACUGGAACACCUCUUAGUAGAACUACUAUUAGCAAUGCAUCAACUGCUAGUACCACAUUAGAAACUAGUACUGUGACGACUCCAUUAACUUCUGAACAUAGUUCUAGUUCUCUUAGCACUACCUCAAUUUCUCCUAAAUCAACCACUUCUAAUAUAGUGACGUCAUCAUCUAAGGAGGCACCAUCUACUACAGAAAUUAAUUUAACAACAGCAUCAAAUAUCGAAAAGGAAAAUUUAUCAGCUCGAAGAAAUCAAUACGAAAGUGUUGAAAGCACUACCGUAACUUUAACAACUACCCCGAUUGUAAAAUACGAAAAUGUGACAAUUCCAACGGAAACUACAAUCCCUAUUACAAGUACAAGAAUUCUAUCAACUAUAAGAGAUAUUAAAUAUACAGAAUCAAUAUACAACAGAACCGAAAUAUCAUUGGAUAUUUUAUCUACAACCCCAUACAUUGAUACAACGAUACUUACUUCGACCAAUGCAAUAAUCACUACUACAGAAAGUACAAAGAAACCAACUAUAUCUACAGUUGAGAACAAGAGUUCACCGUAUACAACAAGGGCAAAUGUAUUUACAUCAACGGAAAACGAACUGACUACAAAAACAGAAACUACAAAGAGACCUGAAACAACAACGAGAGCUCUAUCAACUAUAAAAUUCAAACCAAAAGAAAUUUGGAUUAAACCAACGCAGAAAGGUGAAUCUACUGUUAUUGACUUUAAAAUUAAAUCAAAUCAUGAAUCAGUAUAUCCAAGAAAUCGAGUCGCGACCAAGAAAGAGAAUUCAUCAGAAUUCACAACACCAAGGACCAUCAUUGUUUCAAUAAUACCGACAUCAGUAUCGUAUGCUACUUUCAAAAAAAUCGCUCUCACCACUUCUUCCUAUCUAACAACGAAAAACACGAAUGUUAUUACUAAACUUAAUAAAACUGAACAUGGGUUUACGUCAUCAAUGACAUCACAAACUUCUCUCCCACCGUUCAUUAAAAAAAUAAUAAUAUCAAGUAACGUUCCGAAAAACAUAAGCACUUUUUCGAAUUCCGCGCCGAAAAUACGUAAGAAUGUGUCAGCACUUCAAACUUUGAACGAUAAAGAUUUAUUGUCCAACAUGACAAUAUCUGGUCCUAGUACAACUAACAGCAUGGCAAGCAUGGAGACAAACACUUCAAGAUUGAACCCCUCUACCUUCCUAACAACAAUUUCAACUUCGACUAACAGUACCACGACUACACCAAAGACCACCGUUGAAAAAGUAACUAAGAAACCCACCAUGAGACCCAUUAAGCCGGUAUUCCUGGAAACUACAACUCUAACCUCAAUGGUUUAUAAGAGAAUUAUUUUUGAAAAUGGCACAAAGCCAAUUCCAAAUUUAAAGACGACUAAAAAGCCUGAAAAGGUACUAACAAGAAUGAAUAUAACAGAAACGAAAAUUAAAGAUCCCAAAAAGAGUUUAACAAAAAAUUUUACUAAACAUUUAACAACGAAGGAACCAGACGAUGAAACUUUUCAUAUUUUAACAGAGCCCGAGCAUAUCACAGCUGUGAUGAAUGAAAAAGAGCGAGACAGAACGUCAAUGGACUUAAUAUCAGUAGUGAGUAUAGCUGGUGGAGUGAUGAUGGCAGUUAUCACCGUGGCAGUCCUCAUCGUCAUGGUGGAACGCUGCAGGAGGCCCAGGUUUGAAGAAGUGAGGAAAGUCAAUGAUAUUAGAAUGCAAGUUAUGAUAGACAAUAACGACGCACCGCCGCCAUACACGAGAAGCAUCUUCCAUACGCCUUUACCAGAACCUCCGUCUGACAAAUGUCAUUACCAACCAAUAUCCACUUUGGAUCGAAAUUUGAAACAGUUUAUGAGGCCGGUUGUAGUGCAAAACAUCUCGCCUAUAAUGUUGGAAAACUUUAGAGGUAUAUUGGAAUGUCAUUAUGACCAUUUACCUCGAAGAAAUCACGAUUUCGGCACGAUGCCUACUCGUUUUGCUGCAGCGCCAUCUAUGAGCUACUCUCAAGAACUACGGUGUCAAAAAUCAAGAUCCGUAAACGACUCCACGAUAGAUGCACUAAAAUGUGAAGCCAAACUCGAUGUAAUUGAUACAUCUACCUCAGAACCUUUAUAUGCUGAAAUACCAUGCUGGCGACCACCUUCCGAACACGCUAUAGAAAUACUCAAUCUAAACGGAGAAGCUAUAACGGAGUUAUGAUCGCAGCAAUGUGAAAAAGUUUUCUAAAGUAACCAACAGAUGGCAGUCUUUGUAUAUUAGUGUUUAUGAAUGUUUUUAGUAUUACGUAGGUUCUAAUUUAUGCCAAAGACAUUAUAGUACUUUUAAUUUGUACUCAUAUUAUUAAGAAUAGGAAAUAAAUAAAG